AUGCAUUACAAUAAUUUUGGAAACGGGAAUAACGAUGGACAGCCUAGGCUUCCCAAACCCACAUACUCAGGAACAUUAUCAGAUGAUUAUGACGAAUCAAAGGUUAAAAGGCAAAAGACGGAGCCUACUCUGAAUGUAGGUUUUUCUUCCAAUUUGUAUUCGAAUACUCCAUAUUACGAAAACUCCUGGAAUACCGAUUAUAAUUCUCAACUUCAUACUUUCACUCCCCAUAAUCAAUAUUACCACCCAUUACCGCAAUCGACCCAAUACGAAUUUCAAAAUUCUUCAAGUUAUACGCAAAAUGGAAUACAUCCAACGAACCACGAUACACGGUAUCCACAUCAUCCAGAGAUACCAAAGCAACCAUCACUAUAUUUUGAAGCCGCUCCUCCUCAAAACCGUAAUACUAACUAUCGUACGUCAAUUAGCUAUGAAGAUGUCACAAUACCAGUUGCAAAGAAAACGAAACUAGUCAAACAAGAAAAGAACAUGAAUGCUACAGGUACUAGUGAAAAAAAUUUAAAGCCUACAAGUCGGGUUCCAGCUUCACUUAAAUUCGAGGAAAACAUAAUAAAGAAAAAAAAUUUUCCAAGCUCUAAUGUCCAAGACAGCCUUGAUUCUGAACUGGAUGAAGACGAAGAUGAGCAGCGACAAGAAGGCGAAGGCGCAGGAAAGGUGGUUUUGGUUCCUGGGACUUCUAUUGCAUUAGUUACUGACGAUGAUAUUAAAAAGUGGAGGGAGGAAAGAAAGAAAAUGUGGCUAUUAAAAAUUUCUAACAACAAAACGAAACAUAUGCAAAGCAUGGGUAUAAAAGAAGACGAAUUGAAGGGUCAGCCGAGCAUUCUGAGAGAGUCUAGGAAAGAAAAACAAUUCAUUCAGAGUAUUCAAAAUCAAGUGCAGCGGGGAAAUCCGAAAACUGAUUUAAACAUUAAAUUGAUUCAGCGAGAGUUCGCGAAUGAAAACUCUCAAAUUUUGGAUUUCAUAAAGGAACUGGGGGAUGCCAAUUUGCUAGAGUAUGAGUUAACACAAGAAGAAAAGGACGUACUUUUUGGUACCCCUGAAGAUAAUACUAGAAACAACUAUAAACCAAACUACAGAAACAGGAAUGCUAAUUCAAAUAGAGGCAAUUUUUCUAGGAAUAGGUAA
Messenger RNA from Saccharomyces eubayanus, 1146 nucleotides. It is a transcript of the gene RSA1, whose product is annotated as Rsa1p. Bases 1 to 1146 code for a protein of 381 amino acids. The transcript has a single exon. The record is from RefSeq and is a predicted model, not a curated record. Lineage: Eukaryota; Fungi; Ascomycota; Saccharomycetes; Saccharomycetales; Saccharomycetaceae.